CACACACACACACACACACACACACACACACACACACACACUACACGCAGGCAGGCUCUGCGAGCGGACAGCGUCUUCCCCGCUGGGAUGGGCGUGGGGCCCUGCGCUCCGCACACGGUCCCCACCUGGCUCGCGCGGAGCCACCGGCGGUCACCAGGGCUCGCGACGAGUGAGCUGGGCUGUCGUCAUUCACUCGCAGCGUCCGGAGCGUCCUUCCAGCUUGCUGCCCGUGCUCGCGGUAUCCACGAGCGGUGAUCUCGGGCUCGGCAGCUGGCGAGCACGGCGGCCUGGGGGCCCCUGUCUCCGCACAGCUCGUCCUUGAACGCGGCCGCGCCUCGCGACCUAGCCCUGCCGCUUGCUCGCACCGCUGUGGGCCGGGCCGGGCUGCGAGGCUGCGCGCCUGGCGAGUGCGGCACCGCGGGGAGGAUGCUACUUGCUCUGUCCCGAUCCCCGUCGUCGUUCCCGACUGCUCGCUGGGUCUUUUUCGCGGGCCGUGAGCCGCGGGCCGCAGCCUGCUGAAGGCCGUCGCGGCCGCCGCCCCCACGGCCGGGCGAGAGAGCGUGUGCCCGGGAGUGCGCGCCAGUGUGCGGGCCCCUUUGUGCGACUGCCCGCGGCCACCGGGACCAUGUGGGUGAAUCCCGAGGAGGUGCUGCUGGCCAACGCGCUGUGGAUCACCGAGCGGGCCAACCCCUACUUCAUCCUGCAACGGAGGAAGGGCCACGGGGGCGACGGGGGCGGCGGCGGCGGAUUGGCGGGCCUCCUGGUGGGUACCCUUGAUGUGGUAUUGGACUCCAGUGCCCGAGUUGCACCAUACCGGAUCCUCUACCAGACUCCAGACUCUCUAGUCUACUGGACCAUUGCCUGUGGUGGUUCCAGGAAGGAGGUUACUGAGCAUUGGGAAUGGCUUGAACAGAAUCUUUUGCAGACACUCUCCAUCUUCGAGAAUGAGAAUGACAUCACCACAUUUGUAAGAGGAAAAAUACAGGGCAUCAUUGCAGAAUACAACAAAAUCAAUGAUGUGAAAGAAGAUGAUGAUACAGAGAAGUUUAAAGAGGCUAUCGUGAAGUUCCAUAGGCUAUUUGGGAUGCCCGAAGAAGAGAAACUCGUCAACUAUUACUCAUGCAGCUACUGGAAAGGGAAGGUCCCGCGGCAGGGCUGGAUGUAUCUCAGCAUCAACCACCUGUGCUUCUCCUCCUUCCUAAUGGGGCGGGAAGCCAAGCUGGUGAUCCGGUGGGUGGAUGUCACUCAACUGGAGAAGAGCGCCACGCUGCUUCUGCCAGAUGUGAUCAAAGUGAGCACUCGGUCCAGUGAGCAUUUCUUCUCUGUGUUCCUCAACAUCAACGAGACAUUCAAGCUGAUGGAACAGCUUGCCAACAUAGCCAUGAGGCAGCUCUUAGACAAUGAAGGAUUUGAACAAGACCGGUCUCUGCCGAAACUCAAGAAGAAAUCUCCCAAAAAAGUGUCUGCUCUGAAACGUGACCUGGAUGCCAGGGCGAAGAGUGAGCGAUACCGUGCCCUUUUCCGGCUGCCCAAAGAUGAGAAACUAGAUGGGCACACUGACUGCACCCUCUGGACUCCAUUUAACAAAAUGCACAUUUUGGGUCAGAUGUUUGUCUCCACAAAUUACAUCUGCUUUACCAGCAAGGAGGAAAACCUCUGCAGCCUCAUAAUUCCACUCCGUGAAGUCACCAUCGUAGAGAAGGCCGACAGCUGCAGUGUGCUGCCCAGCCCCCUGUCCAUCAGCACCAGGAACAGGAUGACGUUUCUGUUCGCCAACCUGAAAGACAGAGACUUUCUGGUACAAAGGAUCUCCGAUUUCUUGCAGCAAACGACGUCCAGGAUCUACUCAGACAAAGAGUUCCUGGGAAGCUGCAACAGCUCAGAUGACGAGGUAUAUUCUCGGCCCAGCAGCCUUGUCUCCUCCAGUCCCCAGAGAAGCACCAGCUCGGAUGCUGAUGGGGAGCGCCCCUUCAACCUCAACGGCAACAGUGUGCCCACAGCCACACAGACCCUCAUGACCAUGUACCGGCGGCGAUCGCCUGAAGAAUUCAACCCAAAACUGGCCAAGGAGUUUUUGAAAGAACAAGCCUGGAAGAUUCACUUUGCUGAGUAUGGGCAGGGCAUCUGCAUGUACCGCACAGAGAAGACGCGGGAGCUAGUGCUGAAGGGCAUCCCGGAGAGCAUGCGUGGGGAGCUCUGGCUGCUGCUUUCAGGGGCCAUCAACGAAAAGGCCACACACCCCGGGUACUAUGCGGACCUAGUGGAGAAGUCUAUGGGGAAGUACAAUCUCGCCACCGAGGAGAUUGAGAGAGACUUACACCGCUCCCUUCCAGAGCACCCAGCUUUCCAGAACGAGAUGGGCAUUGCAGCUCUGAGGAGAGUCUUAACGGCUUAUGCUUUUCGCAAUCCCAACAUAGGGUAUUGCCAGGCCAUGAACAUUGUCACUUCAGUGCUGCUCCUUUAUGCCAAAGAAGAGGAGGCGUUCUGGCUGCUUGUGGCCUUGUGUGAGCGCAUGCUGCCCGAUUACUACAACACCAGGGUUGUAGGUGCCCUGGUGGACCAGGGAGUCUUCGAGGAGCUGGCCCGGGACUAUGUCCCACAGCUUUACGACUGCAUGCAGGACCUGGGGGUGAUCUCUACCAUCUCCCUGUCAUGGUUCCUGACCCUCUUUCUCAGUGUGAUGCCAUUCGAGAGUGCGGUGGUGGUUGUGGACUGUUUCUUCUAUGAAGGAAUCAAAGUGAUAUUCCAGUUGGCCCUCGCUGUACUGGAGGCCAACGUGGACAAGCUGUUAGACUGCAGGGACGAUGGAGAGGCCAUGACUGUGUUGGGAAGGUACUUAGACAGCAUUACCAACAAAGACAGCACCCUGCCUCCCAUCCCUCACCUCCACUCUCUGCUCAGUGAUGAUGUGGGGCCCUACCCUGCAGUGGACAUCUUCAGGCUCAUAGGGACAUCCUAUGAGAAAUUUGGAACUAUCCGGGCAGAUUUGAUUGAGCAGAUGAGAUUCAAGCAGAGGCUGAAAGUGAUCCAGACCUUGGAGGACACCACCAAACGCAACGUGGUGCGGACCAUCGUGACGGAAACCUCCUUUACCAUGGACGAGCUGGAGGAGCUCUAUGCUCUCUUCAAGGCUGAGCAUCUAACCAGCUGUUACUGGGGCGGGAGCAGCAAUGCCCUGGACCGGCAUGAUCCUAGCCUGCCUUACCUGGAGCAGUACCGCAUUGACUUUGAGCAGUUCAAGGGCAUGUUUGCGCUUCUCUUUCCCUGGGCAUGCGGCACUCACUCUGACGUGCUGGCCUCACGCUUGUUCCAGCUGUUAGAUGAGAACGGGGACUCCCUGAUUAACUUCCGAGAGUUCGUCUCUGGGCUGAGUGCCGCAUGCCAUGGGGACCUCACAGAGAAACUCAAACUCUUGUACAAAAUGCAUGUCUUGCCUGAGCCAUCCUCCGAUCAAGAUGAGCCUGACUCUGCCUUUGAAGCGACUCAGUACUUCUUUGAAGACAUCACCCCAGAAUGCACACAUGUUGUUGGCUUGGACAGUAGAGGCAAACAGAGUGCAGAAGAUGGCUAUGUCACAGUGAGCCUUAAGCAGGACAAAGGGAAGAGAGCAAAUUCUCAAGAAAACCGUAAUUAUCUAAAACUCUGGUCUGCAGAAAAUAAAUCUAAAUCAAAAAAUGCCAAGGAUUUGCCCAAGUUGAAUCAGGGGCAGUUUAUCGAGCUCUGUAAGACCAUGUACAACAUGUUCAGCGAAGACCCCAACGAGCAGGAGCUGUACCAUGCCACAGCGACAGUGACCAGUCUCCUGUUGGAGAUUGGAGAGGUGGGCAAGUUCUUCAUUGCUCAGCCUGCCAAGGAGGAGGUGGUUGCUGGACCACCCUCCAGCCAGGCCAUCCCAGGCAUGCUCUUCCCCAAGAAGGGGCCCUGCCAGCCCUAUGUGGUGGAAUCCACAGAGCCACUCCCAGCCAGUCUGGCCGUUGACAGUGAGGACCACUCCCUGGGAGGGCAGAUGGAGGACAUCAAACUGGAGGACUCGUCACCCAGGGACAACGGGGCCUGCUCCUCCAUGCUAAUCUCCGACGAUGAUACCAAGGAUGACAGUUCCAUGUCGUCCUACUCGGUGCUGAGUGCCGGCUCCCAUGAGGAAGACAAACUGCACUGUGAGGACAUUGGGGAGGACACAGUCCUGGUACGUAGCAGCCAGGGCAGAGCCACCCUGCCCAGGAGCAGCAGCCUGGACAGGGACUGGGCCAUCACCUUCGAACAGUUCCUGGCCUCACUCUUGACAGAGCCUGCUCUAGUGAAGUACUUUGACAAGCCAGUGUGUAUGAUGGCCAGGGUCACCAGUGCCAAGAACAUCCGUAUGAUGGGCAAACCCCUCACCUCAGCCAGUGACUAUGAAAUCUCCGCCCUGUCGGGCUGAUACAAGAAGAGCAACGAGGAGUUUUUUUUAAGUUCUCUGUUGGGGGGGCUUGCGUUCUUUUCUUUUAAAUUAAAUAUUUAUUAGUACCUGGCUUGAAGCCUACUGUUUUCAUAAUGUAAAACAAUGAAAACUAGUGAGAAGUAGAUAACCCCCCUAGGUAAGGCACUACCAGUCUACCUGUGGGGCAUCCUACCAGAAUCGAGUUUAUUCAGUGAAUCCCCGCACCCGUGCUGCCCGCCAAAAGACCAACCUGUCAGUGAUGUGUGUAUCAUAACUUAGCACUCUUGCUGUUCAGUUGUAUCCAUGAUGUGAAAAUAGUUCUGUCUGAUGCUGAUAAGACAGCCACACUCUGUGCAUUCAAGCUCCGAAAUUAAAAUUAGGUCUAGGAGGGAAAUGGAGUGCUGCAGACACAAAACUGUUUUUAGAAGGAAAAGGCAUUGUCAGUUGGGGUAAAUCUUGAGCUACUUUAGGAAGACUUAAAAAUAUUUUUUAAGAUUUGAAUUAUAUUCAUAAAAAUCCUUUAUCCAAAAAAUUUUAUUCUACACUGGUUCCCCUUCAUAUUUGGGUCCCAGGCAGUUAUGAAAAUGUAAAUGGGUUUUACAUGAUGCUAGAAUGACAUAUUUGAUCAGUUUGGACAUGGACAACUUGCUCCAAUUGUUUAUGCUAGCUGGCCAGGAGGGAGGAAAAGUGAUCCAUCUGAGAAUUUCAAUGUGAAAGCAAAAAGGACCCACGACACUGGAACAGCUUUUUGUUUCAAUUUUGUUUUUGAAGGACUAAAGGUCCUGACAGUUCUCAUACUGGGUUUUCAGAUUAUUGUUAUUCAUUGAAAAUACAGCAAGAUAAAAUAAUAAUAAGUAAUAGUAAAAAAAAAAAAAGCAAUCUUUGCCACUUCCAUACUUGUUGUAAAGUAAGAAAUUAUGUCAUGUACCAUGUGUGACGAACUUCCCAUCAAGUCGUUUAUGUUCACAGCAAAGGGAAUCUGCAAGGUACUGUAACUAGCUGUUGUCACUUUAUGUAACAGAAUGGAAUGUUCUGUCCCCGGAGGGAUAUGCAAUCAAAGCUGGCACACCUGCACUUUGAACACUUGCUUCUGUUAACGCUGUUACACUUUGGUUCAUUACAGACUCUGGGAGACUUUCCGCUCCCGCUCUCGGCCUCACACUCACGCUCACUUUUUCUUUGCUUAUUCCGAAGUUACUUUCUAUACAUGCCCUUCUAUUACACACCACCUCCUUCGUUUCUGUUGCAGCUGUAAUUUUUUUAAUUUUGUUUACAGAAUAAUUUUUAAACUGUCAAAUGAAAUAGUAUGAACCUCAAUUAGGAUAAAUGUGAACAAAUAAAAUGCUUCAGA
Messenger RNA from Psammomys obesus (fat sand rat), 5771 nucleotides. RefSeq names its product TBC1 domain family member 9 (gene Tbc1d9). NCBI's taxonomy places the organism in Eukaryota, Metazoa, Chordata, Mammalia, Rodentia, Muridae. The transcript is spliced from 21 exons. The record is from RefSeq and is a predicted model, not a curated record. The coding region runs from base 626 to 4420 and encodes 1264 amino acids. Gene Ontology annotation, molecular function: calcium ion binding.